CCUUAUGUACCCGAGCCUGGGAAAUCCCUAGAAGCCCAUCCUCUUUCCCCUACCCAUAACAACUUCUGUCUGUUUUGAGGGAAGGAGCGAUGUCCUAUUUUUCUUUUCAUAAAAAGUGAAUACUUCAGCACAUGGAGGUACACACAGAGACACUCAAAACUAAUUGUACCUCAAGGAGAAGCCCAGAUUUAGUGUGAGACACUUUCCCCUUGACCUAAAUUAUAAGCAUUCAUCUAAUUCUCUUUAGUUGUCUGGGUAUCACCUGAUUUCCCUCAAGGCUCCUCGGUGUUGAUCAGUGGGUAGAAAAGCAAGUGGAGAACUCUUCUCACAGACUCCUGCACACUUCCAAAUUUUCUUUUCCAACCUACUCUUUUAAAACCCUUCUCCAAACUCUCCUCAAAUAGUGUGUAUUCCCCUUUAAGGGGCAGGGCAUCUUAUUCCACCGUCACCCCCCCAAUCUCCGGAGUAAUCUGAAGUUUCCAGAGGACCCUGAGUUGCCCCCCCCAACCAAAGCUAGCUCUCCCCUGCCCCAGAAAAGAACCGUCCAAAUCCUAUUUUUUGCUUUGCCCCCUCCCCACCCUCAGUCCCCAUCUCUUUCCUUCCCUAGAACUCAACCUUCUCUCAGUUGGGCCAAGACUUCCCCGAGCCUCCCUACAUCAUCACCCCCCUUCCCAUCCCUCAGUUCCCCUGAAUGGAGCCAGGGAGAUGUGGUGGGGGGGCCGGGGCCGGAGUUUCAACAUUCCACCACAGAAGGAGCCAGAGAUGGGGCUCUUAUGCCCAAAGUCCGUGCAGGUGAGUGGGGCGGAACAGUCAAGAAAUCCCCCAUGUCCAGCUCUCCGAUGCCUUCCAGGGGAAAAGGUCUUGGCCUGGGCACCAGGAGUGAGAAGGGGACUGGAACCUGAAAUACCGGGAACCCUGAUAUGUACCAACCUAAGAUUAUUGUUCCGCCCCCAGGGAUGGCAAGGACGGCAGGAUUCUAUAUUGAGCAGUGACUAUGAUUUUGCCCUCAGCAAUAUUGGACGACUAGAAGCUGUAAGUGGCCUAGGCAAGCCCCAGAUCCUUCGUCCGGGGUCUCUGCUCAAGUUCAUGCCCGAUGAAAUUCUAAUUCACGGACGAGAUUUUCGGCUUUUAAGAGUUGGCUUUGGAGAUGGGGGACUGGAGCCCCUUGCCUUUAGGGUGGCCAUGGCGAUUAUCCAGGCUAGAGCCCAGAACAGACAAGUCCAACAGUAUAAAGGAAUGACUUUGAGCAAAGCUUGUUGUGGCCUGGGUCCCAGUGAGCCACCUGUUCCCCUCUUAGACACUCCUGAGGACUGGGAGGCUGAACGGAGGAAGCAGGGGGCUAGAGGCUGGAGGGUCAGCACAGUAAAUGAGAGGUUCGAUGUAUCCACCAGUCUCCCUCGUUACUUCUGGGUCCCUAGACGGACACUGGACAGUGAAGUCAGAAAGGCAUUUGGUCACUUCCAUCAGGGCCGUGGACCGCGCCUUUCCUGGCACCACCCUGGAGGCAGUGACCUUCUCCGUUCUGGUGGCUUUUAUGAAGCCAGUGAUCCUAACAGAGAGGAUAUCAGGGCAGUGGAGUUACUACUCCAGGCUGGGCAUUCGGAUAUUGUCCUGGUAGAUACUGUGGAUGAGCUUCCCAGCCUUGCAGAUAUCCAGCUUGCCCACUUGAGGCUCCGCGCCCUCUGCCUACCUGAUGCAGCUGAGGAAAAAUGGCUUUCAGCUCUGGAGGGAACGAGAUGGUUGGACCAUGUCAGGUCCUGUCUCCGAAAGGCCAGUGACAUCUCGGUGCUAGUGACCUCCAGGGUCCGAUCUGUAGUUCUUCAAGAACAAGGUGACCGUGAUCUCAAUGGCCUCCUCUCUUCACUUGUUCAGCUGCUCUCAGCCCCUGGAGCUCGGACCCUGCAUGGCCUCCAGACCAUUGUACAGCGAGAGUGGGUAGCAGCCGGCCACCCCUUCCUGACCCGUCUGGGAGGGUCUGGGGAAAGUGAGGAGGCCCCAGUGUUCCUUCUUUUCCUUGACUGCCUUUGGCAAUUAGUCCAUCAGUUUCCAGCAGAGUUUGAAUUCUCUGAGUUCUUCCUCCUGGCCCUUCAUGAUAGUGUCAGGGUUCCUGACACCCCCACCUUCCUGAGAGACACCCCCUGGGAACGGGCAAAGCAUAAUGGACAGGAGUUCAAUUCCUACACACAGGUGUAUACACCAGGAUCCCCUCAGUCUCCAGUUGGAGACCUCAUCUCCAGACCACUGACUGUCUGGGAUUGGGGUCUUCGAUAUAGUCGUCAGCAAAUAGUUCAAUUCUAUAACCCGUGUUAUGAACCACAACAUCGCCCAGAUUCCUUUCCUCCUAGAGAACAGCCAACUCCAUCGACUCCUAGUCCUCCACGAUCCAUACUGCUCUUCUCUCGAGGAACUCUGACCCCACUGAACCAGCUCUCUCCCUGGCGGGAUGGUUUUUCCUCAAUGAUGUCUUCAUCUCGAUGGCUCCUCCGACACAAUCCAUCCUCUGAUAGCCUGGCUGACCAGGAGUGGGGACUCCCCCCUCACUGGGGGCCCUCCCCUUUGCCUCCGGGACUUCUGUUGCCUGGAUUCCUAGGACCUCAGAUCAGACUCUGGAAACGGUGCUACCUGAGGGGCCGGCCUGAGGUCCAGACAGGUAUGUCAGCCCCAACAGUCUCUGGACUCUUGGAUGAGCUGACCCAGCUCCAGCAGCUGCUGAGGACGUGGUCAUCAGGAGUAUCACCUGGGGCUCAGGUGGCGACCAGAGACUCAGACACCCCAUUAUCUCUCUCCCGAUGAGAUGUCUGACCCUCUUUAGACUUCUAGGUUUCCUUGAUCUGCCAGAACUUCCCUUUGCCUUAACCUCCAUCCUUCUAAUUUCCCCAAUCACCAAACAAGCUUAAUAGGAUUUAACCUUCUGUUUCUGGCCUUCCCCCUAGCCUAUAAACAAUAGGACCAGAUUUUGAUCUGGAAAAGGCCUUAAGAGAUCUAGUCUUACUCUAAAAUGGGCUAGCUGGCUGUUUGGUGCAUUGGGAAGAGCAUAGGACUGGGACUCAAGAGAACUGGGUAUUCUUGUCGUGGCUCUAUGUGAUCAUGUACAAAUCACCUUUUUUGACCUUGUUUUCUUAAUUUGUAAAAUAAUACAUGUACAGGAUGUGUCCCCAAAGUCUACUUUAAGCUUUGACAGCUUAAAGCUGCACUAAAAUAUUUGGAAUGGUAUAUGUGUAUGUAUGUACUAGAAUCUAUUUGAGGCUGUUUCCAGGUCUGGAAUACUGUAGCCCCAACACUGACAAGUGCUCCUCCUACCAAUUCCCUAGAGACUGUUUUGUGCCUGAAAAAUCUUUUUGUGUAAUUAUCUUAUUUAGAGGAUUAAUUUGCUCCCUUCUCCAGGACUAUUCCAUCCUUUAUAGGUUUACAGUUGUAUAGUAUUUUAAGUGAAGAUCCUGGUUGUGACUCUCACCAAUGUGGCCUCACAGAUUUGCUCCUAAUCUUCCUUUUGCCUUGCCUCUCUAAUUCUUAAUCGCUAGUUCUUCUCUUUAUAGUUUUUUCAUGGAAAUAUAAUAGAGAAAGGGAAUAGCUCUUACUAUAUGCUAGGUAUUUGGCUGAAUGCUUUUCUCAAAAGAUGAUCUUAUUUGAUUCUCACAGUAGAUGCUAUUUUUAUCCCAAUUUUACAGUUGAGGAAACAGAAUUUAAAUGGCUUUCCCCACGGUCACACAGAUAGAUGGUAAGAGUUUGAAGCCAGAUUUGAAAUUGGGUCUUUCAUAUCUAAGGCCCAGCCUUUUAUAUCCUUUGAAUGAGAUUGGGAGACACUCUACCACCUCCACAUGUAGAUCUCUUUUUAGUGAUAUUCUAUUUACAGAAACUAUCAAUGUACAAUAUUUAUAUAAGCUUCCUGUAUAAUUUUUUUUUAAUUUUGUGGGAAUAUGUGGGAAUAAGUGCUAGGAUAAAGUUGGGAAAAUGGAGACAUAAAAAUCUUGUACUGUGGAAAUGAUAUGUGGGUCCACCAUCUUUUUAGUGACAUUCUAUUUACAGAAACUAUCAAUGAACAGUAUAUAAGCUUCUUGUGGGAUCAAAUUGGGAAAAUGGAGACAGAAAAUCUUGCACUGUGGAAAUAUGUGGUUCCAGAUAUCUUCUUGCAACUCACUGAUAAUUCAUUACCCAACACCCAAUGAAUUAUGGUGGGUCCCACUUACAGGUGGGCCCAUGUACAAAUUUAGUAUAUAGUCUAAAUUGGAAUUUUGUGUCUUUUCAGGAAAUAAUGUGGAAAGGUUUCACUUGUUUUAGGGGUCAGGCUGGGACCAAAGACCAACCUCUCUGAAUUAAGCUAAGAUCCCUUGGAGGUUCCAAUCUGAGGCCACUGGCAAAGUUCAGAAGCUCAUGGGAUCCCUUUAAUUAAGGAUAACAAAUAGAAUAGAGAUAGGUUCUGGAAUGUUAACAAGGAGGAGUUUACUCCUUAAAUCCUAAUUUGUAAUUAUUUGCUUUAUUAUAGAUAUAAUAUGUGAUACACAUUUGGGAUUUUGAAGGAAUCAAACCAGAUUUCUGACAGAAUAGUUUAAUGUUUUCAGCUAAAAGUUAGCUAAUGUUCCUUCUUCAUGACUUUUUUCCAGUUAUUAAUCUUUGUGCCCUCCUUCAGAGGGCACAACUUAUCCCUUAAGUAACCUGUCUGUACAUAAUUGUUUGCAUGUUGUCUCCCUAUUAACGAAGCAGGGGCUGGGUUUUGCCUUUAGCACAAUGUCUGGCAUAGUUGGUGCUUGAUAAAUGUUAGUUGACUUGACAUACAGCCAAUGAUUAUACUAAUAUGCUCAAUGUGCACGUGAUCAGCAACUUAACAGGGAUGCAAAUUGUUCCCAUAACUGUCCUCCGACCUCCAGGGAGGAUGCCCUAAUUCGGAGAAGGGAGUAAGCAUGUAGCACCCACCUCAUCCUAGGUGCAGUGCUAAGGGCUCAUGCUCAUCUUUACAGAAGUAGGUGCUGUUAAAAUCCCCAUUUUACAGUUGAGGAAACUGAGGCACCAAGAUUUAAGUUUUGUCACCUAGCCAGGGUCUGAGGCUCAGUUCUUCCUGCCUCGGGAAGCACUGCAGAAUCCACGGUUACCUUAUUGCCUUAAAGGACCCCGCAGGACUUCUGUGAGCUGGAUCACAGGGUCGGGCCGCUCGACAUCGACCCCAAGGGUGGAGGCCAGGAGCCGGAUCUCAGUAUCUCGAAAGAAACCCCUUGGCCCGUCUUCCACAGUGGGCAUUCUGAACGCUGGCCGGGUCAUGGGGGGAGGGGCUGGUGGAGAGCCCAGCUAAUAGUAAUAGGUGGUGGGUUUCGCUGGAUCUGGAGCCCGCUCGGCCCCGGCUUGGCGUGGAAGGAUAAAGGGGCAAUGGGAGCUGAAUUGGUACAGCUGAGGCAAGGCGUAGGGGAUGCAGAGCAGCAGCUCGGAAGCUACGGGUCACGCAGUGUCUGCGGGGUUCUGCAAAGCUGCCAACUUUAGGGCCCUUUCCAUGUCACUGAACCUCCUUGGGCCUCAGUUUGCUCAAAUCCCCCUACUUCUCGGAAUCAUCCUUACUAGUCCAGGGUUGGGGAAAGCCCCCGUUGCUGUGGCAACGAUUCGGCACCGCCUUGUUAGGGCUAAAAAGCGCUUUUCAGUGAUAGUGAGGGAUGAGCCGCUUCUUUUAUGGCCUGAUCACGUUUGACCUUGAUUUAGGGAUCCUCAUGCUUCUCUUUCGAAAUGGAGGGAAGAAAACCUAAGUGAAACUGUGGAGGUUAGAAUGUCAAAUUAUGUAAUUAGGAAUUUUGAAAAAUAAAGUUUUACUACGUU
Antechinus flavipes (yellow-footed antechinus) is the source of this 5796-nucleotide messenger RNA. RefSeq names its product myotubularin related protein 11 (gene MTMR11). The record is from RefSeq and is a predicted model, not a curated record. NCBI's taxonomy places the organism in Eukaryota, Metazoa, Chordata, Mammalia, Dasyuromorphia, Dasyuridae. The transcript is spliced from 17 exons. Bases 706 to 2793 code for a protein of 695 amino acids.